AUGGCACCAACAUCAAGAUCAUCAACGAAGAAGGUUACGGUCGUCGACACAAGAGACAUCGUCUCUUGGACCUCCGUCGUCACUGGAGAAAAGAUCUUCUACGAAAGGUUCCAUGAAUACGAUGAAGAGGGGGAGGUUUUGUUUGUGCAAUUGCGUAUGGAUGAGGAGGGUGAAUUGAUUCCUUGGACCAAAGACGAAGAAGACGAAGAACAAGCCCUCGAGAUGUCAGACAACAACAGUGUCGAGGAGGGAGAGGUCGACCCAGACUUCGUCUCAGAAGUGACUCGCGCCGCCGACGAAGACCAUGUCGCUGCGCAGAGCAAUGCCCAAGAGGCACCUAAGAAGAAACGCGCCCCUACUAAGCGCCGUCAAACCACCAAGGUCAACAAGACCACACCUCAUCCCACCGCAUCUCUCUCUGCCGCCCUCCUUGCCGUCGCUUCGGUCGUCGAUCUUGUCAGUGACAUGACCGACCUCGUUCAACACGAGUUCAUUCUCGAUUUCGUUGCCGGCCCUGCCUCGGAGGCAGUUCUGCAAUCAACCUCGCAGAACAGCCUCUCAAGCAUGCUCAAAAACUUCCGGGUCUCCGACCUGUCAGAAGUCAAUGGAGCAAGGGCUCACGCGAUCGAGAAAGGGGCCUACGAUUCUGUGCGUCCUGGCAAGCUCGUCAACAACAGAUGGGUGCUCAACCCUCGACCCAUCAUCUUCCGCCCUACCAAUCCCGAACUCUUUUUGUGCUUCCCUCACGCCGGCGCUGACGAGAAGAUCACCAAGGCCACCGUCGAGUGGUACCGCACCAUCGAUGGACGUGUGGCUUAUGCUUUCGAGAUGCUCAGAGUCCACGAUAUGUGGACGGAGCAGCUGGUCCUGAUCGAGGCUCUCGAGGAGAGAAGCACCUUUAGCAUCAUCCCCACAGAUCAGAUCGCCAGACCUUGCCGUAUGGUCGCUAUUGUCAUGCAAGAGAUGGAGGCUGGUAUCUUUGCUCGCCCCUUACAGCUCGUGGUGGUUGGAGAUGUCGACAUGGAUCCCAAGAUUUGGAUGGAUGCUUACACCGUGGCCCACGACACUGGAUACCAGUACCUGACCAACGCAGAUGUCAUCUUCGUGACUAUUGACCGCCUCAAGAAGCUCGUCGCCAGCAGAGCCGUCGGUCUCUCCUCUUUGAAGCGCAUUGUCAUCGACGAGCCCUUGUACAUCAAAAAGCCCACUUGGAUCAUUCUCGGUGCGCUCUUCCGCCACCCCGACAUGAACCCUGGAGUUGCCGCUGUGUUCGUCGGCCGCAAGGCUUCGUUGGACGAGGACACCACCAGCAAGAUCCGCAACUUUGCAACUCAUACGCUCCCAUACUGGCACGCCCAUACCGACGAAAGCCGUGCCCAGGCCCAGGCCGAGUGGGAUGCUUAUGCUGAGUCGGUCUAA
Messenger RNA from Aureobasidium vineae, 1419 nucleotides. The record is from the annotation of a GenBank genome assembly. Lineage: Eukaryota; Fungi; Ascomycota; Dothideomycetes; Dothideales; Saccotheciaceae.